Messenger RNA from Mytilus trossulus (common blue mussel), 1778 nucleotides. RefSeq names its product nose resistant to fluoxetine protein 6-like. Bases 1 to 1596 code for a protein of 531 amino acids. The transcript is spliced from 12 exons. The record is from RefSeq and is a predicted model, not a curated record. Gene Ontology annotation, molecular function: acyltransferase activity, transferring groups other than amino-acyl groups. Lineage: Eukaryota; Metazoa; Mollusca; Bivalvia; Mytilida; Mytilidae.
AUGUUGUAUUGUUAUCUAGUUUUACCUUCCAUUUCUGAUGGUGCACUUGUGGCAUGGCCUGGUGAAUGCGUAGAACCAGAUCAACCAUUCGAUACUAGAGCAAUAGUCGUUCUGGUUAUUCUUUCAAUAUUUCUGGCAUUAAUAACAAUUGGAACUGCUUAUGAUGUUAUUAUCAUACAAUGGCCACGAUGGAAAGAGACCAAAACCAUUUCUGAAACUAGUGAAGAGAUUGCAGUAGAGGUAGACGAAAAGGCGCCAUUAAUAGACAAUCAGAAGAACAAAAUAACCGAAAACCAGCCAGGGUUGAUUGGAAAUCUGUUGUUAGCCUUUUCUGUCUAUACAAAUGGAGCUAAACUAUUGAAUACAACGCAAAAUAAAGACAUACUGACAUGCAUAAAUGGAAUAAGAUUUCUGUCCAUGACGUGGGUCAUCCUUGGACAUACAUAUACAAUGCCUUUACAGAUGUCGGACAACCUGAUGUCUUUCUUCCCUAAGAUGUUAAAACGGUGGACAUUUGGAGCAAUAGCUAAUGCUACAGUAUCUGUAGACACAUUUUUUACUCUCAGUGGCUGUUUAUUAACAUACUUGGUGAUGAAGGAGUUAAAGAAGAAAAAUGGACGACUCAAUUGGGGAAUGUUUUAUUUUCAUCGAUUUUGGAGACUUACUCCUCCAUACAUGUUGGUAUUGAUGGUAUACGUGUCUCUGUUCCAUUAUACUGGUAGUGGCCCAAACUGGUCUAAAGAUGGACCUGAGAAGAACCACUGUGAGAAAGCGUGGUAUUACAAUCUACUUUAUAUAAACAACUUCUUCGACGACAAAGAAAACCAGUGUAUGGUGUGGUCUUGGUAUUUGGCCUGUGAUAUGCAGUUCUUUGUAUUAAGUCCAUUGAUUAUACUUCCACUAUAUUUUUUUCCUAUCGUUGGCUUUGGGAUUAUGAUGGCAUUUCUACUAGGAACAUGGAUAGCUACUGGUGUAAUUUCUUCACAUUUUGACAUCCCAUCAUCUUCGUUUAAUGGAGGAGACGGUACUGAUUCUAAUAAGAUAUACUUGCGAUCCUACUGCAGAAUGGGUCCAUACUUAGUUGGAAUGUUUACCGGAUAUCUGCUGUAUAGAACGAAAUGUAACAUUCGUAUGAGCAAGUAUUUGAAUUUGCUGGGCUGGGGUGUAGCUACCGGGGUAUCUAUGGCAGUACUGUACGGAUUGUAUGAUGAUAUGAACGGUGAACGACUAUCUACAGAAAUGGCAGCUCUAUACAAUACAGUCCACAGAACCGUAUGGGGUGCGUGUGUAGCAUGGGUUAUAUUUGCCUGUGCAACAGGUUAUGGAGGAUUUGUUAACGUCAUAUUAUCAUGGAAGGGUUUUAUACCCCUAAGCAGACUGACCUACAUGGCAUACCUUGUACAUAUUAUAAUCAUGAUGCACUAUAUAAUGACAUACCAGAGAAUGUUUCAUUUGACUGACAGUGAAUUUAUUUAUCAAUUCCUUGGUAAUCUAGGUUUGUCCUAUAUGGCAGCUUUUGUGACAUCGAUGGCAUUUGAAUCACCAAUGAUGGGACUAGAAAGAGUACUCCUUAAGAAAGAAGAACGCAAACGAUAAAUCGCUGGCAUUUGAAUCACCAAUGAUUGGACUAGAAAGUGUACUUCUUAAGAAAGAAGGACGAUAAUCGAGAACAUUUUUGUUUAACUUUUUAAAAUCUUCAAAAUGAAUUAAAAAAAUAAUUGUGUCCACGUUAAAAUAUUUUGACUUAAAUCCUUGUUCAUUGAUUAAGGUUGAAUAUG